Molecule: messenger RNA, 4359 nt
Organism: Sceloporus undulatus (fence lizard)
Lineage: Eukaryota; Metazoa; Chordata; Lepidosauria; Squamata; Phrynosomatidae
Product: leucine-zipper-like transcriptional regulator 1 homolog
Exons: 12
Coding region: 556-1908 (450 amino acids)
Cellular component (GO): Golgi apparatus
Molecular function (GO): protein binding
Source: RefSeq, a predicted model, not a curated record
CGAUUAUUGUCAUGUGGAGCUUCCUUCAAAAACACACUGGAAACUUCUUCAGCUCCAGCAAGAUUAUUAACAAGAUCAGUGGGAACAGCAGGUCAGUGAGAAGCAACCCUAGCUACAAAUCCAUCCUUAGUCACUGAGGACUUCUGUUUUACUAUGGAACUCCAAAUACAAAGUCAUUGAGAGAAGGAGUUAACGAAAGAGGAAGAAUGAAGAAAGGAUAACAAAGAAGAAGAGGUAUGGAGGACAACACAAGUCCAGAGGAUACGAAUAAGACUGAGGCCUGGAACAAAUCAAAACAUUUCUACUACUGCACCUGUGACUUCUGCUCCCCAGGAAGUGGCUCAUCAAAAACCCAUCCAUAUUCAAGAGCUGGAAAGAAGGAAGUGCCAAGCAGGCCAGCCACAUGCCUAUGGGAAGACCUUAACCACAACCCAACACCCUCCUGCUCCUGUUUCCCAGUAAUUCACAUGCAGACACAUGCUGCCUCUGUACUAGAGGUUGCUGUGAUAUUCUGAGAAAACAUUUGCAUGGCCAUGCUUCCCAGCUAACCCAGGGAUGAAAAGAAAAACAGAACAAUAUUCAUGGCAGCCAGUACUGCAGAGCAAAGUUUCUCCAUGUGACAGAUUCAAGCAUGCCAGCUGUAUCUGUAAGGGCUUCCUUUAUGUUUAUGGUGGCAGGCAAAAUACAAGCUUGAAUGACUUCUGGAGGUACAAAAUAGAGAGCAAUGAAUGGGAAAGGUUGGAUGAUUCGGAAGAUGGCCCAGAAGAACUGGAAGAGCAUUCAAUGGUGGAAUAUCAGGGUGUUCUCUAUAUUUUUGGUGGAAUGGUAGACUCUGCUUUCACACAGAAGAAGAAUCCUCUCUGGAUGUAUGACACUGAUACAACCAAGUGGAUGAAGUGCCAGCUCACAGCAGUGGAGGGUGAGGGAACAGCCCCUGUUAAUCGGAAGGGCCACAGUGCCGUUGUCUACAAGGGCAGUAUGUACAUGUAUGGUGGAUACGUUGACAUUAAGGGUACUUCCCAAGAAUUCUGGACUUUAUGUUUUAAUACAAAGCAGUGGGUCCUUAUACCAGCACCAUCUUGUGGCAGCAGUCCAGGCCCUCGGCAUGGCCACUCAGCUGCUGUUUAUGGCAAUGGCAUGUACUUGUUUGGAGGGCUGAUGGGAUUGAGUGAACAAAAGGACUUCUGGAAGUGGGAUUUCAUGGCAUCCAACUGGUCUUGUAUCAGACGGAGGCAGGGACCUCCCAAAAUGGUGGGACACUCUGCCUUAAUCUUUGAAGAUUCCAUGCUGGUUUUUGGUGGAGGAGUAUUUCAUACCACGCCAAGCAAUACUCUGUGGAAAUACCAUUUUCCUUCUCAAAUAUGGAUAAAACUGGCCAGCCUGACAGACCUUUCAUCCAAAUCUUAUCACUGCACUGUGGGAAUUGGCUUUGGGUUUUUGGGCACUGCCGAUUCUCCAAGGACAUCACUCAGCUACUUGCAUCCAAAGGAGAAGGGCUGCUCAAAACUACUAGCUAUCUCUAAGCAGCAUGCCUGUUUCUGUGAGUAUAAUCAUCAUCAAGAGCCUAGUUAUCAAACAUUCAGCAAUGAGGAUGGUAGUGAAUUAGAAAUGAAAACUUUUUGCCAUUCUCAGCAGCAGCCACGAUUCUGCUUAUUUCAUACCACUUCCAAUGAAGAGCUGAGUGCCAAGCAGGCACCAGGUAUAUUGUCCAGACAAGGGAGAAUCCCAUAUCUCAGCCUUUCAAGGGAACAAGAGUUUGCCACCACUGACUUGACAGAGAGAGAAGAAAGCUUCAGGUGUUCACAGCCUGGCAGUGUGGAUAUUAGGGAGCCCUCUGCUGUAUUGCUUCUGGGAGGUAAACCUUUGUCCAGUUCCUCUGCAAUUUCAUUUUGGCAAAUGGAGCUGUAAAGCACUUAAAUGGCAUGUGUGCACAACCCAAGAGGGGGAGAACAGAAGCAUAUCAGGUCUUGGUAAACUCAGCAACCAGGAAACACCAUUUGCACUCUAGUUGUUUACACAUCUUGUCAAGAAAUCCUGGUAUCAAUUUCUUCAUUAAUGGAAUGUAUUUGUGAGUGACAAUUCUGUACUUCCUGCAGUCUCUCACUACAGAAAGACAUUGUCCAGCUGCUCUCAGUGAGCCAGUUUGGGUCUGCAAACUCAGAUGAAGCAGCACAAGUGUUGAAUGCAGAAUUCUCCACUGAACAUGCUGAAUGUUACUGCAUUUAAUGUCUGUAUUUUGUCAUUUAUACAGUACUUUCAGAAUGUUCAAAGCCCUUUUCAAGUUAUCUCUGCAUGCCAGCCUUACAAGAACCCUGUAAGGUGGGUCAGUAUUAUCCCCAUGUUGUAAAAGGUUAGUGAUACAAAGGGUAGCAGCUUGCCCAAAGACUUUGAGUUUACUUAAAGUGGAGGAUAUCCUGCUUGAAAGUUCCAGUUUCUUUGCUAAUAGGGCACACUGCUACUAUCCCGACAUAUAAAUCAGGGUGGACUUCACCCUGAAGUCACUGAUGUGACUUACAUGUGAAGUUCAAGUUCCACCUCCAAGUAAUUUUAGACUCCUAGAAAUAGAUUUGACAGGACUAUUCCAAGAUAAGUGAAUAGUUCUUAAAAUUCAUAAAGCAAAACUGACCACUUACUGAGAAGGCUUCUUCUUUCUGAUAGUAUCACAAAGGCCAGAUGGUAUAGUCAGGGGCAGAUUAAGUCAUGCUGAGGCCCUAAAUUAUGUCAAGAGAAUCCAUCAAAUUACCGCUCCCCUCAAAAAAUUUAAUAGUUACAUAAAACUUGAAAUGUUUUACUUUGUACAUUAGACCUGCAGAAUACAUUAGAUCCCAAACUGUAUGUUUUUUAAAGUUUAUACAGUCAUCCCACUGGAUUCACAGGGAUCUAUUCCACGAAUCAGAAAAAACGCAAAUACUCAAGUCUCUAUUUUCUUCAGUCACUUUGAAAAAGCAGACGAACUAAUCACAGCUCCUGCAGUCUCUAUGAACAUUCUAAAUUUUGGGCAAAGAAAAAGAUUAAGUCUGCAUUUUGUAUCCUGUAUGCAGCUAUGCAUAACAAAACAUUUAGGGAGUGGGGGGGGGGGAGGAGAAAGGAUGGUAAAGCUGCAUUCCCUGUGCAUAUUUUGAAGACUCACUUUGUGAUUAAAUACUUAAGACACAUACAGCCUUAGUUUCCCCUUAUUUGCAAGAAGGGAAACCUCACAGUACAAACCAAAGAUCUCUCCUUCUCCCUCUCCUCUACCAGCCCAUAGCUAAUCAUGUCUGCUAUGCUGCACAAUAAUAAUAAUAAUAAUAAUAAUAAUAGGAUUUAUUUAUAUACCGCCCAAUCACUGGGAAUCCAAGCGGUUUACAAAAUGUAACACUACUCAUCCUUAUCACUAGUUAUGUUUCACACAGAGAUGCCUAUUUUCAGAGUCGGGGUUUCUGUAGAGGAAAGCCAUAGAUGUGCCUCGUUUUGUCAACAAAAAAUGGAAUGUUCAUGGCACAUCCAGCUGAAGUACUGGAGUAGAAACAAGACCUACAGUGAUACCCUCCAUGUGGCGGGCUCAAAAUGUGCAGGAAAGCAUAAUAUUAUGGCCUUAUGUAGUGAAUCCCAAAUUCCACAAAGCCAUGAUAACCUUUAUAUGGCUAGCUAAAAAGGCACAAAAUAUAUUAUGUAAGCUUCUGAAGAUUCAUUGGCGUCAUCAUCAUGUAAAGAUGUUUAAAAAAUCAUACAGAAGAAAAAUGAUGAUGUCAGGAUCAUAAACUCUAACCUCUAAUCUUUGUCUUGUAUAUUACUUCUAUUAGUUAUUUUUUUUAAGAUGAUCUAGACAGGAUAUCAGUGUAGGCAGAGGCCAUUCCUCCUCUUGGCCAUGUGAGGACCAGGACAAAGGGCAAAAAACAACAGGGAAUAGCGCAUGAGGCGUUUUACAGUUUUUAGUUGUAUCGCUGUAUCACUAUUUUGUAGAUUUGAGAUUUUGUUGUAUUUUAUAGCAUGGCUAACCCUAAAUAUGUUAUGCUCUUAGUGGACUUUCAGUUUCUAAAGCAGUGGAAUGUAAUGCUGGCCAACAACAAAAGGUGUUUUUUCUGGUAUGAUAGACCUGCAGUCACUCCCAUCAAUGAACUUUGAAGGGUUCAGCGUGAAGAGUUUAGUGUUUUUGUCAGGUGGAAAAUAAUCCCUUGCCCUUUCCUGACAUUUGGCAGAGAACAAGUUGGCAAAUCAACAGUAGUUGGAAAAGUCUUUUCUUCAGUGCCUAUCAGUUUCACAAAUCCUAAACUGCUCUACUUUAGUCUGUAGAGCAGUGACAACUUUAGCUGUAUUGACACUUUCAUGAACAGCCUUGUAUUUAUAUAUAUUUAAGCAUAUUAAACCCUUUAAAAACAA